This is a messenger RNA of Agrilus planipennis (emerald ash borer), 807 nucleotides long. Its product is annotated as GTP-binding protein 128up. Lineage: Eukaryota; Metazoa; Arthropoda; Insecta; Coleoptera; Buprestidae. The transcript has 6 exons. The record is from RefSeq and is a predicted model, not a curated record. Bases 85 to 612 code for a protein of 175 amino acids. Gene Ontology annotation, cellular component: cytoplasm. Gene Ontology annotation, biological process: cytoplasmic translation. Gene Ontology annotation, molecular function: GTP binding; GTPase activity.
GAGGGCUUUGGGCUUAGAUUGAACAAACAGCCACCAAAUAUAUCAUUUCGGAAAAAAGACAAAGGAGGAAUAAAUUUGAAUUGUAUGGUUUCUCAAUCAGAAUUAGAUUUAGAUACAGUAAGAUCAAUUUUGUCGGAAUACAAAAUUCACAAUGCUGAUAUUACCUUAAAAUAUGAUGCAACCAGUGAUGACCUAAUUGAUGUAGUGGAAGGAAAUAGAAUUUAUAUGCCGUGUAUUUAUUUACUAAAUAAAAUUGAUCAAAUUAGCAUCGAAGAACUAGAUGUUAUCUACAAAAUUCCCCAUUGUGUUCCCAUUUCAGCUCACCACAAAUGGAAUUUUGAUGAUCUCCUAGAAAAGAUGUGGGAAUACUUAAAACUCGUAAGAAUUUACACAAAACCUAAAGGACAACUCCCUGAUUACAAUUCUCCAAUAGUUCUUCAUGCCGAUAAAACAACAGUUGAAGAUUUUUGCAACAAGUUACAUCGGAGUAUAGCAAAAGAAUUUAAAUAUGCUCUUGUUUGGGGUUCUUCCGUGAAACAUCAACCUCAGAAAGUUGGGAAGGAGCAUGUUCUUGCUGACGAGGAUGUCGUUCAGAUCGUUAAAAAGGUGUAACACAGCUUUUCCAGUAAGCGGAACAUCAACAAUUGGUGUAUUUGUAUAAUAUUUAAGUGAAAAUAAUAUUAUAUAUGAUACAACAAAUGAAUUAUUUCUCUAGCAGUGCAAAUUUCUAUAAAAAUAAAAAGUAUACGUCUUGUUAUGCAUCCGUGUGUACUUCAUUGAGAAAUAAUAAAGAAAGACAGUACUGAA